UUGCUGCGCUUUUAUACACUUUGACCGUGUUUGACGUGAAGUGGCCUUGUUGUUGGCUGCCUUGGGGCUGUGUGUGUGUGGAUCCUCACCAGAAUGGCAUCCAAGGCUGACUAUUCACCGACUGUCGCCCUGUUUGUUCACUUACUUAUUGUACACCUGACCGAGCUCUCUCUCUUUUAAAAUAUUUUUGAUUCCUUCAUAGUAAUCACAUAGGUGUCCCAGAUUCUAACUCUCAAGUGAAGACUGCUCACCAUGAACAUGGACGAUCAAGACGACAGCCAGCCAUCCCAGGACAGUGUCCUGACAGCCAUCGACGACAACCGCACGGAAAUCAUCUAUUUCGCCUAUGGCUCCAACCUCUCCUCGCACCAGAUGCUCCAGCGCUGCCCCAACUCCAUGCCCAUCGGUCUGGGCCACCUCCCCGGCUACAAGUGGAUCAUCAACGAAAGGGGGUACGCAAACAUUGUCAGCGCCGAUGUACCUCCUCCCUCCUUGGCAGGUCCAGCUGAUCCCGUUGUCUCCUCACAAGGAGGCGUCUAUGGGCUUCUCUACUUGCUGCCACCACAGGACGAGGAUGAACUGGACUUUUACGAGGGCGUGCCGUGGGCGUACGGCAAGGUGCAUGUCGCCGUGCAGCGUGUGACGGACGAGGAAGGGCGGAGAAUGGAGCCGCCGCAAGAUCUGACGGCGCUGGCGUACAUUGAUGCGCAGCGCGUGGUGGGCGACGUGCCCAACCAGGAGUACAUUGGGAGGAUGGAGCGGGGGAUCAAACAGGCCGUCGAGGAGUGGGGGAUGGACAAGACGUACGCGGAGGGCAUGCGCGGCUGGCUGGGGACCAUGUCGGUGGUGGAAGGCAAGAAGCUUCGCGUUGCGAAUGAGUGAAAGCCAGGAAGGAACUGAGGGAGCCAGGCAGGAACUACUCCUCUCCUGCAAGGGGUGGCCUUUGUUGACCUUCCUCUGGGUGCGAGACUCUGUUGUUGAUCACUUCACAAGCAUCUCACUUAUCAAGCAU
Emericellopsis atlantica is the source of this 1012-nucleotide messenger RNA. Its product is annotated as AIG2-like family protein. The transcript has a single exon. The record is from RefSeq and is a predicted model, not a curated record. Lineage: Eukaryota; Fungi; Ascomycota; Sordariomycetes; Hypocreales; Bionectriaceae. Gene Ontology annotation, molecular function: gamma-glutamylcyclotransferase activity. Bases 253 to 882 code for a protein of 209 amino acids.